AACUUCUUUCUUUUUUUUUUUUUUUCUUAAGCCAUAGCUAUGGUUACCACGUCUCUCCCCGCCUCCCUCCACUUACCAAGAAGACGACUGGCCAUUGGCUAUCUGUCACCAAGUUACUCAGUCAUUGGCCGCUGGUGAGACUGGGCGCUCCCCCUUCCCCGGUCUCCCGGGUCUCUUGAGGAGCCCAGGAAGGAGGCUCCGCUAGUGCCGCCGGGCCACGGGCUGCCGCGACCAGGCUGCGGCAGUCGUUAGCCGGUCAUGUCGGCCGCCCAGGGCUGGGACAGGAACCGCCGGAGGGGAGGAGGCGCAGCCGGCGGUGGCGGCGGAGGUAGCGGGGCCGGCGGGGGCAGUGGGGGCAACGGGGGUCGGGGGACUGGUCAGCUCAACCGCUUCGUGCAACUCUCCGGGCGGCCGCACCUGCCAGGUAAGAAGAAAAUACGAUGGGACCCAGUUAGGAGGCGCUUCAUUCAGUCCUGUCCCAUCAUAAGGAUCCCUAACAGGUUUUUGAGAGGCCACAGACCUCCACCAGCACGAAGUGGACAUCGUUGUGUGGCAGAUAAUACCAAUCUGUAUGUGUUUGGAGGUUAUAACCCAGAUUAUGAUGAAUCAGGAGGGCCAGAUAAUGAAGACUAUCCUCUCUUCAGGGAGCUUUGGAGGUAUCAUUUUGCUACAGGAGUAUGGCACCAGAUGGGCACAGAUGGCUACAUGCCCCGAGAAUUGGCAUCUAUGUCACUUGUGCUGCAUGGAAACAACCUGUUAGUGUUUGGAGGUACUGGCAUCCCAUUUGGUGAGAGCAAUGGCAAUGAUGUCCACGUCUGCAACGUGAAAUAUAAGAGAUGGGCUUUGCUCAGCUGUCGGGGGAAGAAACCCAGUCGUAUAUAUGGACAGGCUAUGGCUAUCAUCAAUGGCUCCCUUUAUGUAUUUGGAGGGACAACUGGCUAUAUUUACAGCACAGACCUGCACAAAUUAGAUCUCAAUACCAGAGAGUGGACACAACUGAAACCAAACAACCUAUCCUGUGAUCUACCAGAAGAGAGGUACAGACAUGAAAUUGCACAUGAUGGGCAGAGGAUUUACAUCUUGGGAGGUGGUACUUCUUGGACAGCUUAUUCCUUAAACAAGAUUCAUGCAUACAACCUUGAAACGAAUGCAUGGGAGGAAAUUGCAACAAAACCCCAUGAAAAAAUAGGUUUUCCUGCAGCCCGGAGAUGUCACAGUUGUGUUCAAAUAAAAAAUGAUGUGUUUAUUUGCGGGGGCUAUAAUGGAGAAGUGAUCCUGGGAGAUAUCUGGAAGCUGAAUCUGCAGACUUUUCAAUGGGUUAAGCUCCCAGCUACCAUGCCAGAGCCAGUUUAUUUUCACUGUGCAGCUGUUACACCAGCUGGUUGCAUGUACAUUCAUGGAGGAGUGGUGAACAUCCACGAAAAUAAACGGACUGGGUCAUUGUUUAAGAUCUGGCUGGUGGUUCCUAGCCUGCUGGAACUGGCGUGGGAGAAGCUGCUUGCGGCCUUCCCCAACCUAGCAAACCUCUCCCGAACACAGCUUCUGCACCUUGGACUCACACAGGGACUCAUCGAGCGCUUGAAAUGAGGAUUACUGGACUGUUCAUUGAUACUGGAAAUGUUAAUUUAAAGAGACUCCUUUAUUUAUGGGCAGUGUAGAAUGUGCUACAGAGAGAAUUGGUUACCCUGAUCAAGGCCUUAUUCAGAAAAUACAUCAGAUGCCUUUCUGUAAAUUGUUUUAAGUUUAUGGAAUCUCACUUUCCCUUGUGCUUUUUUCUUUGCUUCUCUCCCUUCUGCCCCAGUACACACACAUACUCACAUACUCCCUCUUCCCUGAUGGAAGUUGAGGGAGAGUCUGAAAGUUACCUUCAUAACAUUAUGAAUCAAGAUAAGAUAAAGAAAAUGUUAAAGGAACUCUCACCAUAUGACCAUGUUAGGCAUUGCUCUGUAAAUUAAAGCAACAUCAUCAGUAAAAACAAAAAUAAAAAAAAGUAAAUCCAGCAACAGCGAGAAGCAGCACUGGGGAUAGAACAAGAAGGCUAACCUUGAGAAUCCUGCAGAUUAUAGGGAAAGCUCAGUGUUUAACUUGCUGUUUUCAAAGGUACAUCUAAUUGAGUAGUUGGAUGUGAUGGCAGCAGUGGCUGGUGUCUUGCGGCCUAGAUACCCAAACCUGCCCUUGAACUUACUUUAGAGGAAAGUUGAGCAGCUCAGCAACUCUCAGUCAGUGAUUUCUGUUCUCAUCCUUCUGGUGCCAGCAGUGAGAGUUGACGUGUCUAAAGACUUCACCGUGUGUGGUGGUUGUGCUGUCUGUUGUUGCUCUUAGAAAUUAUGGCACGAGAACAUUUCAAAUCAAGAAAUUUAUGGUGGUCAAAGUUCUUCAUUCUGGGCAGUUUUUAAAUUCUCCUAUGCCUGUUAAUGGUUUCAAGUAUCUUUUUGACUCCAUCAUGGGGAACUGCAGACCCUAAACAUGUGUGGCGUUCAUACCGUGGUACAUAAGGUUCACGAGAGGCCAGAGAAGAGCAGGGCAGGAAGGGCUUCUGCUCUUGGGCUAUGAGCUUUGACUGUCAUACUGGCUGUUUCCUUUUAGAACGUUUCUUUUCUCACUCUAGGCCAUGCACCUACCGUAUUCUCAGGCAGUGGGUUUUAUCUCUAGAAAGCAAAUUGGCCCUUGAUUUUUUUCUUAGUUUUCUGCCUCGUUUUCUGUCUGCUUUAAUGUGCAUGGUGCUGUAAUUGCCUAGUAAUUGGAUAAAAGGUCUUGGGGGAAAGCCACGGGUCAUUCUUCCUGAAGAACUAAGUAUCAUUUUGAAAACUAGCAUGCAGAAGAAAAGAAACUGAGAAUCAUUCACUUCUUUGGUGUGAAGUUUUAGUUCUGGUUUGUUUUAUAUUGUAUUUUAAUUUUAAAACAGAAAUGACUUAAAUUUUCACUUGCUUUGCCAUCAGUGACCUACUGAGACACGAGCAGUUGGAGGUCCUUAUGUGUAUGAAAGGUGCUAAAGGUGUGCAGGAGGGCACAGUGCUGAUCAUCCCGUUGGUUACAUCACAACAGGAGACUCAGACAGGAGACUGGGGACAUAUUUUUCCUUUAAGUGCCUCUUUUUCACUUAGCUUUUAAGAUUAUUCUUGUUUUUCCUUCAUCUCAGAAGGGAAUCUCUUAGGCUCAUGUGUGGAUUUAAAAUUACCUUUGAGUUGUAGCUGAAAAGUUACUAUCUAGUGUUCGGUUCUGAGAAAGAGAAAAGUGUGGCCUCUGGACUUGGACUCCUAACAUCCUGGCCUUAUUAUAAUCUCCCAACCAUGUGGGAUUGAGUUCAUGGAGCCUGUGUUCUGAAGGGUCUUAUCAUCUUUCAUGUGAGUUUGGGUCCUUUGCGGGGGUGAGGGGGUAGGGGAGACGAGGAAAGGAGCAAUUCCUCUGGAAGCCUCACCCCCACAUUGCCAUGAUCAGUCUGGCCUUUUAACCUCUUACCACCCACUGCUAGGCUUGUUCCUGUGAGGAGCUCUCUCCAGACCAAGUCAGUCUGAGCAACUCUGUUAGUUCAAAACAAAGCUUCACUGAAAGACUCCAGUCUAGUCUCUGGAUGUUUUGGGGGGUGGGGGGGGACUAUCCAUAAUUAAGUCACACUACUCAUGGUGGCAGAAGGAUCUUUGUCAUGGAUUCAUAGGGACCAAAGACUGAAUGCUCAGCCUCUGUGCUUAUCCUUCCAUAGUCUUGGGAUAUAAGCAGGUCUCUACUUCUGCGACACCUGAGAGCUAAAAGAGAGACUGGUUCAAUCCACACUUGCUAGCCUCCUUUUUAAAGCCUUCGGAAGGCAGUCUUCUUUGAUGUGGACUUUGGAGGCCUGACAUCCAAGACCUUGUGUGUGACAUUUUCAUAAAAGUACAUACCCUUGGUCUAAAGUGUCUUCUUUUAAUAUAACACUAGUGAAAAUGAUGUAGUACGAUCAGCUUUGAGUGCUAUAGAACCACACAGGUGCACAUGUUCUGGAUGCCAAAUGAGACUGUGUGUAUGAUGACUUAAAUGUAGAUGACUAGAGUUUUAUAUAGGGGGUCACCAGGCAUUUAGUAUAUCCAUAACCAGCACUCUGAAUGCCUGACACUGUUACUUGAUUUAGGAAAGUUUAUGCCUGCUGCUUCUCUGCCUCUUUGAGGUACUCCCAGACAUCUUACUGCAGUCCUAUAAGUUUAAGUGCAAUAUAUAGAAACACAUAUGGAUAUAUACAGAUUAUAUAUAAGGUGUGACUGUAAAGCAGGUAGACUACUUUUUUGUAUCUGUCUUGGGGAAGCCAGUUCACUACUUUAGAGUUAAAAUUAUACCAGAAAUUUGAGAUGUGAUUGGCUGACUUAGGGCAACUCUUGGUAAACCUGGAUUUCAAGUCCAGUGUCUCCUUACUGCAACUGUUAGAGAUUUAUUGUUUCUUGGGCUUAUUACCACUAAGACUUUUCCCCAGUCAUCUUUGUACUCAAUCUCAUGUUUGCAUAUCUUUUUACAUUUCUUUGCCCAGCAACAAGGAAGUCUACCUAUAAGAAGUUUUUUAAAUGGAGAAUUAAAACCUAAUAUUUAAUACUAUCAGUUCUCCCAUGUAUAUACUAAUUUAUCUGUGAAUGUAAUACUUUAUUACAUGAAGAAAAUGAUGACUUUCUUCAUGUAAUAAAGUAUUUUCCAUAUUCUGGAAAAUCUAUAAACCAAUAUAGAAUAGAUUGAAAUUUUAACUGUUCUUCAGGGGUCAAACUGAAACCCUUUCUACUGGUAGAAUCUUCUUUUUUCAGGGCCCUGGAACAUGAUAUAAAAAUUUGCCCUAAACUAUUCAUGUCCAAUACAUAGCUAAUUUUAAAAUAUAAUAAUAAACAUUAACAUUUCUAAACAAAAGGUAUAUUAACAGUGACCUUUGGUUACUCAGAGUAACCAGAUUAAAGCACAGAUAAUUGAAAUCCAUAGAUAAUCAGUGUUUCAACUUUCCUAUCAAAAAAUUGAUUCAUUUAUAGUUCUUCCUUCUCCCUACCCUUUUCCCACAAGUACCUCAUUUUCAGUGGAGUGGGGCUAAUGCGUAGCUAGAAAUGGAAAAGCAGGAAUCCGGGAGGGGCUAGAAACCAGCGAACAUAAAAGCAGCUCAAUUAGCUGUAAUUGGUCAACAAGAUGACAGCUGUUAACGCUGAGUUUAGAUAUCACUCUUUGCUCUCCUGCUUUGGCAUAGUCUCCUGCCCUGAGUUCUAGGCUGUCUCUCCUGUAACCACCAAAGAACUCUUAGCACAUAUAAGAAGAAAGAGCUGUGUAUGAUGCACAAGAAAUCCCAUCAUUUGAAUACAUUUCUUUGGCUCUCUUUGCAAACAUUUGCUUUUCCACUGUUCUUGAAGGAACCUUCGUUUUCCUUAGGAGAUACCUUUACCAGCCAUACUGCUUGGCUUGUAGGAAAGGUUAAAUUAUCCUUUAAGACUAUGUUGGUCUUAAUUCUCUAAAACCAGUUUGUUUUUAUGUGUCUUACAGAUGUUUAGAAGGUGGUAUAGGUUACUGAAUUGUCUACCUGCCAGCCCUCUGAUGUAGCACAAUAAACCAUUUUCCUUCUUCUUCAUUGUUCUAGCAUUGAGCUCCAGGAUGGAUGAGGGUUUAUGGUCCUAAGAUCAUAAGCUUCCAAAACCAGUCACCAUUGGUUUCAAUUGCUUAAGUUCCCCAAAUGCCGUGGGGCUCCAGGGCCUUGGCAGGGCCUGAGGUAGGUUUCGUAGAGUUCCAUGUCCUCUGUGUGUCGCCACCAGGUCAUGCCCAGCAGUGGUGUUUCCCUUCUAAGGUCAUUAGAUUCGGUGGAAAAUGACUUCUUCCCUCAUCUGGUGUUAAGAAAAAAAGUUUUGCGUUGUGCUUCAAAAAGUGGUACUAUCUUUUUAGUAUAAUUUUAAUGUUUUUAUCUUUUUUUCUUCUUCACUUUUUAAAAGUUUUGAGAAGGACCUGCUUAGUCACUGUACAGGGUGAGUCAGAGCGCAGUCACCAAGCUGUAGUAAUUGCUGUUUUACUAGUUGCACAUUUAGAAUACAAAGGAGGCAUCAGAAACACACUGACUUUCUCUAAAGCCACUUCCUUGUACACAGAGUCUGAGCAGGGACAGCGCCAGGCAUCUCCCUCUAACUGCACCUGCCAGUGAGGCUUUCAGUGGAAGGACGUGGGCACGAAAGGGAACCCUCACUCAGUCUCUGAGGACGAGCCUGGGCUUGGCUCUUGGUACAGGGUAUGCUUAGGCCACACACGAUGCUUGCCUUACUUUAAAGCUAUUUGCCACAGUCCUGUUAACUAGUGUGGAAGUCCUUUUGCAGUCUGGUGUGCAUGCCAUAUGAUCAGGACAGCUUUUCCACCUUACCUGGUUUCCUACAAGCAGGUAGGAAAUAUAGUGAAUUUACCCUAAAAUGUCCAAUCUGUAUUUAUGUAUCUUGUCAGUGUUUUGCUGUUGGUUUUCUAAAACAAUCUGAUCAAUAAAUCUUAUCCAGAUCUA
Messenger RNA from Cervus elaphus (red deer), 6466 nucleotides. RefSeq names its product kelch domain containing 10 (gene KLHDC10). Gene Ontology annotation, biological process: positive regulation of stress-activated MAPK cascade. The record is from RefSeq and is a predicted model, not a curated record. NCBI's taxonomy places the organism in Eukaryota, Metazoa, Chordata, Mammalia, Artiodactyla, Cervidae. Gene Ontology annotation, molecular function: protein binding. The coding region runs from base 259 to 1587 and encodes 442 amino acids. The transcript is spliced from 10 exons.